Pteronotus mesoamericanus is the source of this 701-nucleotide messenger RNA. RefSeq names its product 40S ribosomal protein S27-like. Gene Ontology annotation, biological process: ribosomal small subunit assembly; translation. Lineage: Eukaryota; Metazoa; Chordata; Mammalia; Chiroptera; Mormoopidae. Gene Ontology annotation, cellular component: cytosolic small ribosomal subunit; ribosome. The record is from RefSeq and is a predicted model, not a curated record. Bases 522 to 701 code for a protein of 59 amino acids. The transcript has a single exon. Gene Ontology annotation, molecular function: RNA binding; structural constituent of ribosome.
UUAAAAAAAAGAAACAAGCAAACACAACCUCAAAAUUACCUAACUAAAUGUAAGAACUAAAACUUCUAUAAAGCUUUUUAAAGAAACAGGAAAUCUUUAGAACCUAGGCAAAGGUUUUUCGAUAUGACAUCAAAAACAUGAUCCAUAGAGAAAAUCUUAUAAAUUGAACUUAAAAUUCAAGACUUUUAAGCUACAAAAGUUACCAUAAGCAGUAGACUGGGGGAUAAUGUUCAUAAUGCAUACAUCUGAUAAAGAACUUGGAUCUUGACUGUACAAAAAACUCUCAAAACUCAAGACAAUCCAAUUAAAAAAUGGGCAAAAUGGCUGAGUAAACAUUCAAGGGGAAAAAAGGUAAUAAGCAUGGAUACUUAGUCAUUAGGAAAAUGAAAAAAUUCAAACUACAAUGAGGCCAGUGGUGACAACCUCCCCACAACAUUUCUCUCGCUAAAGAUCUUCGUCCCUCUGCAGAGGAGAAGAGGAAACACAAGAAACACCUGGUGCAGAGCCCCAAUUCCUACUUCAUGGAAGUGAAAUGCCCAGGAUGCUAUAAAAUCACCACCAUCUUUAGCCAGGCACAGAUGGUAGUUGGGUGUGUUGGCUGCUCCACUGUCCUCUGUCAGCCUGCAGGAGGGAAAGCAAGGCUUUUGGAAGAAUGCUCCAGAAGGAAGCAGCAUGCUCUAAAAGCACCUGAAUCAAGAUGA